This is a messenger RNA of Klebsormidium nitens, 955 nucleotides long. Lineage: Eukaryota; Viridiplantae; Streptophyta; Klebsormidiophyceae; Klebsormidiales; Klebsormidiaceae. The record is from the annotation of a GenBank genome assembly.
GCUGGCAUUGCAUUUGAAAGCUACUUCCUGCAGAGGCCCAUCCUCUCUGUUGUCAAAGCGCUGUUCUUUCUAAUUCUUGCAGCUAGAAAGAAGAGUAGCUCUAAAGCUUGUCAGUUUCGAUGCGCUGACAAUGCAGUAUUCGAAGCACGUGUCAGAAGGGCGGACAGCCUUUGCUCCUGGGGCCAGCUCCCAAGCACCUAAGAAGGACGAGAAAACUGCUGAUGCAAGGAGCAAGGAACCAGAGAUAGUUGUGCUCAACACCGCAGCCAAUGUGGUUAAGGGCUGGUUAGAAGCAGAGGGAGGGUCGGACGCCGAGGAAGACGCCCUGCCCGAACCAGAACUGCGGCCCCCAAGGCUUGGUCUUGGAGCAAAGUACCUUCCCCACGCCAAAGUGUCCAGCAACAUGGGUACGUUAGAGAAACGCCUGAGGGCGAAGAUAGACACGUCAGCAAGGCAAGGCUCGGGAGAAGAUGCAGAAGCCGAUGCGGCAUCCAGGAAGAGAAAAGCGGAGGGCAAAGCGAGAGAUGGCUCAAAUGGUGCCAACGUUGUUGAAAAGAUAGGUGAUACGGAUACUGACGAAGACGAGGAAGAGGGACGAGGAGGUCGAGGCGGCGCCUUCCAAAAGAAACAGAGGGGCUUGCCUGCUUUUGAGGUAAUGCAGUCGAAAAAGGCCAAAAAGAAGAAGAAAAAGAAGCGAGAGGAGGUUGGCUGAUAGAGUACGGUAUUAACCGGAGGUCGUUGUCGUGGUAUUUCUUUGCAACCUGCUCACUUUCGUCCUAACCUUUGUUCGGUCGGAUGUGCACAUGCAAGCGGCUUUUGUGCAUCACUUGUCAGCACUCGUUUGAAGAACCUAGGCUACACACAAAUUGAAUGUCGGAACGCGAUAGAACACAACCUAGCUUAAGUUAUAACAAUUAUAAGAGUGAAUAGCACGACUCGUACUAGAUAAGGCAGC